This is a messenger RNA of Chrysemys picta bellii (western painted turtle), 1127 nucleotides long. The record is from RefSeq and is a predicted model, not a curated record. Lineage: Eukaryota; Metazoa; Chordata; Testudines; Emydidae.
AUGGAUCAGCUGGGGGGGUAGAGGAGGGCUCAGGGUGGAUCAGCUCCGGGGGCAGAGGGGGUUCUGGGUGAGCAGGGCCUGAGGGGAAGGCUGCCAUCCCUGCUCAGUGGAUUGCUAGAGCAUCUCUGGUGGCAGCAGGAGGAGGGGAUGUUGUUGUCAUGGGGACAGAUCCUCCUUGUAGGGGCGGGACCUGAGAUGGGUGACAUCACCCCCAGGGGACGUGGGAGGAUGCGGAACCGGAACCGACAGCAGUGCCUGGAGCAGGCAGUGCAGACAGCAGCUGCCAUUCACUCACCUGGUCCUGAGCGCUCUGCAUCCCGGCAGCGGCAACAGCAUCCGGGUCUGGGAGGGGAGAAGAGCUGGCACACACUAAGCACUGCAGCUGGUACCCAGCCCAGCUCCGCCCCUCCUCCUCCUGCCAUUCCAGCCUCCUUCCCCCAGCCUCCACACGCUUUGUUCUCCAUCCCUCCCCUCCUCCAUCUCCCCUCUGCUGCAAGGAGCAUCUUCCGCUCUCACCCCUCCGAGGGCACCAGGCCGUGCGGCCACUGGCCUGCCCAGGGGCCCGUGCACAGCGCUUUGCAGCUAACUUCGUGCCCUCCAGGACGAGUCCCAGGCCAAGGCUCCUGUCCCCUACCGUGGAGGCUGAGCUGGGAUGCUGCUCUAGGGGUGCCCAUGGUUCUCACCCUGCUUGUCUCCAUCUAUAAACUGUGCCGUUUUUUUGCCAUGUCCAGUUCGGAGAGGGUGUUGGUGCCUGAGUACAUGAGCCAUGCGUGCUUGUGGUCCGGGGCGGGGGCUGCCUGCAACCACCGAGAAGUGUCCCCUGGGGUGAGCACGGAUGUCCAGGUGGCUCUGGAUCGGAUCCUCCCUGACCUGCACCUGGCCAUUUCCUCCAUGAAGCAGGCAGUCAACCCCGAGGAUCUCAGGAAGGGGAUCGCAGAGAUCUUCCAGCUGGUGGAGGAAGCCUGGGUGAUGCCCACCCUGGGGAGAGAUGUGGCCAAAGCUCUGUGUGAUGUGAUCCGCCUGGAGGGGGGCCUGGACCUGCUGCUGAACCUGCUCCAGGCAACAGAGCUGGAAACCAAGUGCCAGGCUAGCAAACUCCUGGAGCAGAUCCUGGUGGCAGAAAACAG